Molecule: messenger RNA, 1556 nt
Organism: Ananas comosus (pineapple)
Lineage: Eukaryota; Viridiplantae; Streptophyta; Magnoliopsida; Poales; Bromeliaceae
Product: protein ABHD11
Exons: 13
Coding region: 154-1329 (391 amino acids)
Source: RefSeq, a predicted model, not a curated record
UCAGAAUCUCCUCUCCCUCCAAAAUCGCUCCGAUCCAGAACCAAAACCCUAGAUUUCUCCACACUUACGUCCCCCUCGAUUCCCCCUCCUCCGCCCCUUCCCCCUUGUAGAUCUCGGCGCUUGUAGCGGAGGGCUCGCGCGCCGCAGAUCGAGAUGGCGGUGGCUUCGAAUCUCGCGGCGCCGUGCCGAUGCGAGCCGGGAUGGGCUUCGAUUCGCUCCUCGGAUUCGACGACGGGGAUUAGGGUUUUGAGGCUUCGCGAGGAAAAUGUAUGCUGGAAUGGCCGAUUAAUUUUAAGUAAUCAAAACAUGAAGCUUGCUCUGAGGCGUCCUGGUUUACAUACUCGAAUGGCUUUGGUCGAUGAAAGAAUUGUUCGGCAACCAAAUGUCUCCAAGCCUGGGGGAGUGCUGGCUUAUGAGUUGGUUCAGGGAAACCUUGUCCAAUGGAACUGUUUCAGGGACAAGUCAGUACCUGAUCCGCCAACUGCCGUUCUCCUGCAUGGGAUUCUAGGCUGCAGGAAGAAUUGGGGGUCUUUUGCAAGGAGACUGGCUCAGGAAUUUCCAAUGUGGCAGUUCCUUUUAGUUGAUCUGCGUUGCCAUGGAGAUUCAGCAUCAAUUAAAAAGAAUGGACCGAAUACUGUUGCUUCAGCUGCUCUUGAUGUUCUAAAGCUUGUGGCACAACUUAGAGUUACUCCUCGAGUCUUAGUUGGUCAUAGUUUUGGCGGAAAAGUGGCCUUAAGUAUGGUAGAACAAGCUGCGAAGCCUCUUGCUCGACCUGUUAGGGUAUGGGUUCUUGAUGCAACUCCUGGGAAAGUUCGUGCUGGUGGAGAUGGUGAAGAUCACCCUGGUGAACUAAUUGCUUUUCUAAGUAGGCUACCAAACCAGGUGUCUUCAAAGCAGGAAAUAGUUGAUGCUCUUGUUCGAGAAGGAUUUUCUCUAGAUGUUGCUAGGUGGGUGGUCACAAAUCUCCGGCAGACAAGUCAGCCCAGCCCAUCGUCCUCUUCAAGCUUCUCAUGGGUUUUUGACCUAAACGGCAUUGCCGAGAUGUACAAGUCCUAUGAGGAAACUAACUUAUGGAAAAUUGUGGAGAAUGUGCCACGAGGGGUCCAUGUAAAUUUUUUGAAAGCUGAGAGAAGUUUACAUAGAUGGGCGCUUGAAGAUCUUCAGAGAAUUCAUGCAGCAGAGGAGUUGGCUGCGGAUGAGGGGGCAGGAGUUCAGAUGCAUGUCCUCGAAGAUGCUGGGCACUGGGUUCAUGCGGAUAAUCCUGAUGGGCUUUUUAGGAUCCUUUCAUCUACUUUUCGAGUUGAGACAACAGUAAGAGGGAUCCGGUAAUUUAAACCGGCCCAUCUUCGUGAUACCAAAUGAGGUAGAACUAUACUGGAAGUAUAUAUAUAGCCUGAUUUUGCUUAGGCCUUGGCUGUAUCAAUUCAUUUAUUUAUUUAGUAAAUGUAUGUAUGUUGUUGUAACCCUCGAUUUUCUGUGGGAUAAAAAACACUAUUCUCUUUCGAAACAUAAAAAGUGAAGUUGUUACCCUCUUAUAAAUUUUUAUUUUGUACUAA